CCGGCGGGGCGGGCCGCAGACCCGGCCUGGGCAGCUGCACCGGGAACGCUGAACCGGGAGGCGUCUGGCCGGCCAUAGGGCCGGGGCGCACAGGCGGCGGCACCAUGUUCUCUCUCAAGCCGCCCAGACCCAGCUUCAGGUCCUACCUCCUGCCGCCGGCCCAGACUGACGAUAAGAUCAGUUCCGAACCGAAGAUUAAAAAACUGGAGCCAGUCCUUUUGCCAGGAGAAAUUGUUGUAAAUGAAGUCAAUUUUGUGAGAAAAUGCAUCGCAACAGACACGAGCCAGUAUGAUUUGUGGGGCAAGUUGAUAUGCAGUAACUUCAAAAUUUCCUUUAUCACAGAUGACCCAAUGCCAUUACAGAAAUUCCAUUACAGAAACCUUCUUCUUGGAGAACAUGAUGUCCCUCUGACAUGUAUUGAACAGAUUGUCACAGUGAAUGACCACAAGAGGAAACAGAAAGUCCUAGGUCCCAACCAGAAGCUGAAAUUCAACCCGACAGAAUUAAUUAUUUAUUGUAAAGAUUUCCGAAUUGUCAGGUUUCGCUUUGACGAGUCAGGUCCUGAAAGUGCCAAGAAGGUAUGCCUUGCAAUAGCUCAUUAUUCCCAGCCAACAGACCUCCAGCUACUCUUUGCAUUUGAAUAUGUUGGGAAAAAAUACCACAAUUCAGCCAACAAGGUUAAUGGAGUCUCUUCAGGAGGUGGAGGAGUAUGGAGUGGAGCUGGCGGUACCGGCAGCCAGAGGACGCCACUGUUCGAAACUUACUCAGAUUGGGACAGAGAGACCAAGAGGACAGGCGCUUCAGGGUGGAGAGUUUGUUCUAUCAACGAGGGUUACAUGAUAUCUACUUGCCUUCCAGAAUACUUUGUUGUGCCAAGUUCACUAGCAGACCAAGACCUGAAGAUCUUUUCCCAUUCUUUUGUUGGAAGAAGAAUGCCAUUCUGGUGCUGGAGCCACGCUAACGGCAGUGCUCUUGUGCGGAUGGCCCUCAUCAAAGAUGUGCUGCAGCAGAGGAAGAUUGACCAGAGGAUUUGCAAUGCCAUAACUAAAAGUCACCCGCAGAGAAGCGAUGUUUACAAGUCGGAUUUGGAUAAGGCUUUGCCCAAUAUCCAAGAAAUACAAGCGGCGUUUGUAAAACUUAAGCAACUGUGUGUAAAUGAGCCUUUUGAAGAAACUGAAGAGAAGUGGUUGUCUUCACUGGAAAGUACUCGGUGGUUAGAGUACGUCAGGGCUUUCCUUAAACACUCAGCAGAACUUGUGUACAUUCUUGAAAGCCAGCGUCUCUCUGUAGUCCUGCAAGAGGAGGAAGGCAGAGACUUGAGUUGUCUGGUGGCUUCUCUCAUUCAAGUGAUGAUGGAUCCAUACUUCAGGACAAUUACUGGAUUUCAGAGUCUAGUACAGAAGGAGUGGGUCAUGGCAGGAUAUCAGUUCCUAGACAGAUGCAACCACUUAAAGAGGUCGGAGAAGGAGUCUCCUUUAUUCUUGCUGUUCUUGGAUACCACGUGGCAGCUGCUCGAGCAGUACCCAGCUGCCUUCGAGUUCUCCGAGACUUACCUAGCAGUGCUGUGUGACAGCACCCGGAUCUCGCUGUUCGGCACCUUCCUCUUCAAUUCUCCUCAUCAGCGGGUGAAGCAGAGCACAGAGUUUGCUAUCAGCAAAAACAUUCAGCUGGGUGAUGAAAAGGGCUUGAAAUUCCCCUCUGUUUGGGACUGGGCUCUUCAGUUCACGGCGAAGGAUCGUACUCUUUUCCACAACCCCUUCUACAUUGGCAAGAGCACGCCUUGUGUACAGAAUGGCUCCAGGAAGUCUUUUAAGCGCACGAAGAAGAGCUACAGCUCCACACUGAGAGGAAUGCCCUCAUGCUUGAAGAAUGGAAUCCUCAGUGACCAAGAACUGCUUCCUCGGAGAAACUCACUAAUCCUGAAGCUGAAGCCAGACCCGCCUCAGCACACCGACAGCCAGCACAGUGGAGCCGAGCAGUAUUUUAAAGAGUGGUUCUCCAGACCAGCCAACCUACACGGCGUUAUCCUGCCACGUCUCUCCGGAACACACAUAAAAUUGUGGAAACUCUGCUACUUCCGCUGGGUCCCUGAGGCCCAGAUCAACCUCGGGGGCUCCAUCAUGGCCUUCCACAAGCUCUCUCUCCUGGCUGAUGAGGUGGACAUGCUGAGCAGGAUGCUGAGGCAGCACCGCAGCGGCCCCUUGGAAGCCUGCUAUGCAGAGCUGGACCAGAGCAGGAUGUACUUCAGGGCCACGGGGCCACAUGACACGCUGGGGACACCAGAGUUCCUCUCCUCUUCAUUUCCAUUUUCUCCUGUAGGAAAUCUGUGCAGACGAAGCAUUUUAGGAACACCAUUAAGCAAAUUUUUAAGUGGGGCCAAAAUAUGGUUAUCUACUGAGACACUAGCAAAUGAGGACUAAAUUAAGGUAUUUUCUGGACAUAUUGAGAGAAGCUGGACAUUUCCCUCUCUGAACUGAAAUUGCUAACUGAGGCAUUUAAAACAUUUUAUAUAUAAGAAAUUUGCACUAAUAUUUAAACCAUGUUUAAUCAUGCUGCCUUCAGUUAUUCUAAGGGCAGUGUGACUUUUGGGUUUGUCCUGUAUCCUUUGGGUCUGGCUCAUUUGGGUCAUUUGCAACACGAAUUCCCCAUUGUUACACUUGAUAUCAAAAUAUUGAGGUUCCUCUGCCAUGCGAAUUUUGCCAACAUCUAUUUUCCUACCUACUAAAGGUUAUCUGAUAGUCAGAUUACAAUCCAGAGAAGGUAGAUAGGGAAGUUAAUAAAUUAGUAUAUUUAAUGCAUUUCCAGAUCAUCUGAUAAAACUCCCAGGAGGUCUCAGUUGGCAUCCACGCGUUUAGCUAAUGUUCUUAGCUUGUGUUCUGGGGUUAGAUUUUCUUAUUUUAAUUCAUCUCAGUUAGGACCUAAGAUCACUGUGUUUUAAAAUUAUGGAUUUGCUUCAAUUCCAUACAACUAACUUUAAAAGAUGCACUGUAAUUUUAAAGCAUUCACUGUAGCUAUUUAAACCUAGAAGUGCCUUUGACAUUAAGAUAAAAGUAACAAAGAAGCUAGAAUAACAGUGGAAUAUAAUUCUACUUUUCCAAAUUGGGUUCUUUAGACCCCACUGUAUAUUGGAAAUAGCUUUUUGCCAACAAGCUUACACCAAUAGCCAGGAGUCUCCAGAGCUACAGUUUUGUCCCUCAGAAAGUCACCGUGUAAUCUUAGAGGCUUUCCAGGUAGGAGAUGCACAGCUCCAGCUGUGGCUGAGGGUACCCAGUCCAUGGACAGGAGCAUGCCACACUCUGACUACGGCUGCAGGGAUGCUCUGGCCUCUACCUGAGCACCUCAGCUGUCAUGCUGACGCAGGCCAACACUUCUCCUCAGAAAUGACUGGCAGGGUCACGAGAUGGACACAUGCACAGACUAGAGGGGAAGGCUUCCUCAGUUGUUGCCAUUUUAAUACAGAGAUGCACCCCUCCCAGGCUUGGGGGCAAUGCCAAGAGGCUGAGAAUCUGAAACCUUGGUCCAAACCAUGAUAAGAACCUGGUCAGCUUCACACAGCCCUGCGCUUCUGCACUUCCAAGUGCUCGUGUGUACAGGGCUUCUUCUCCCUGUUUAAAGGUGGACAUGUCCUAAUGGACGAUGGCAGUGUCUCAAAUUGCCACCUUGGAUUUUGAAAUACUUUAUAGUAAAGUGUUGAUUUAGUUUCUUUUUCUAAAACUGAAUUUCUCAAAAUAGUUUGACCUGUAUAUGUGCUGUUUAGCCGUUUUUACUGAAUUGACCUUUUCUAACUUUAAUAAUGUCUCUGCAUUUAACAGGGCAGAUGUUCUUAUGUCUUAAAAAGUUCUUAUGGCUAAACUUAAUGUUUUCAUUCAUCUGUUGCCUAUAAAAUCAGGGCUCUUGUCUACUUAUACAAAUAGCAUUAUCAGCAGUGAGGAUGCGCCAGCCCUUGGCCACACGGUUAGCCCUGGUCCGAGACACCGGAGUGUCACCACUGGAACCCCAUUUUCAUGAAGCUGCCUUGCUACUUCUAUAAGUUGUGCUAGAUUUAUUUUGCAGUUGAGGAUUCAUUUCUUUGUAAUUUUCAUCCCUCACAUUUACUUCAGCUCCUUUCAGAACUUUUUUGUUAACUUACAAGAAGGUCAGGUACUAUUAACACUACUUUAUGAUAGAAACUGCAUAUUUUUGUAUGGUAAUCAAUUGUAAAUGUUUUUCUAUUUUGACUGGGUGGUUGUUACAUCAUGAUUAUUGUGCUACAGCUUACUAUGCAUAAUAUGUGAAUCAGCUCCAGAGUCCUAGUGUGGCCUAUGGGACAGCUGCCUGGCACCUCUGCUAACAAAAGUGACCCUGCGGUGACAGAAGAGGUAAGCGUGGCUGCGUGCAGCAUACCAAAGAGCUCAGAAGCACUGUCUCUGAGGCCACAGGGGCAGAGCCUGUGCUGGCAGUGCCCAUGCAAGGGCUGAUGACACUGGGCAUGCUAAUGCUGACUCCAGAGGUCAUACUGUCUUACUGUUGCUUUAUGUUGGGAACCAAUUCUAGAACCAAAAACUGCCUAACUUAUGGAAAGGACAUUAAUUUGUACUGAGAAAAGAUGAAAACUGUUCAACAUGGUAUUCAACAAGAUCCUGUUGCUGUAGCAGUAACCUCAAGCAAUUAAAACUUACUGUCAUGACAAAACUAAAACCUUUGUGCCUAAACACAACUGAUGAGCUGAAGCAGGCCAAGCAGGUUGACUGGAUCCUGCUCAACAGAGUGGAUGUAAAGGGGACUCUGACCGCUAAAUAAAAUCUCCAUGGAUACCGG
Messenger RNA from Mus pahari (shrew mouse), 4797 nucleotides. It is a transcript of the gene Mtmr10, whose product is annotated as myotubularin related protein 10. The record is from RefSeq and is a predicted model, not a curated record. Lineage: Eukaryota; Metazoa; Chordata; Mammalia; Rodentia; Muridae. The coding region runs from base 105 to 2420 and encodes 771 amino acids. The transcript has 16 exons.